UUCCGAGGUUUUACCUUUUACGCAUGCUCCGUAUGUCAAUUGUUGUCUACUAUGCCUUUUACAGGAAAGUACAAUUCUAGUCUACAUACUUUCAAAUGUCGAUGGGAAACGUUAGCUGUCGCAUUCUGGAAGCGUUAUCCUAACCCUAUGAGCAAGCAUGUUCAUUCUGAAGAUGUGAUCAGUAGAGAACUGGAGGGAGAAAAGCUCAGAACGAAGCGUUUGCUGUUUAAAUCAAAUAGAUUGCCAAAAUUUGGAGAAAGAUUCGUGACACACGGAUCUCAGGCUAUUGUUGUCGAAGACUCGAUCGUCGAUCCAAAACAACAGAAACUCACCACAUACACAUGGAAUGUCAAUCUGAGGAGAUUAAUGACAGUAGAAGAAAAGUGCGUGUACUCUGCAUCACCAGACAACAAGGAAUGGACACAUUGUGUGAAAGAGUCGUGGAUACAGUCGAGUGUGUUUGGGUUUUCUCGGCCACUACAGGCAUUUGGUAGUUCACGUUAUAAAGAAAACAGCAAGAAGGCAACUCGUGGCCUUGAAUACGUCAUCGAGAAGAUGAACGAUACUCAGCCAACUGCAACUAUGAAGGCAUUUCCUAAUAUCAAAAUUGAACCUCAACUAGCAUGAUAAGACAACCAAAUAGUUUAUAGUAAUUAAGACAUAGCAACUAUAGAGUAGGGCUGAUUAAGAUAUCCCGGAUGUAAUAUUGGCAGUGUCCCGUAUAUCUUAAGU
Messenger RNA from Corticium candelabrum, 732 nucleotides. RefSeq names its product PRELI domain-containing protein 1, mitochondrial-like. The transcript is spliced from 6 exons. The record is from RefSeq and is a predicted model, not a curated record. Gene Ontology annotation, cellular component: mitochondrial intermembrane space. The coding region runs from base 52 to 627 and encodes 191 amino acids. Gene Ontology annotation, biological process: phospholipid transport. Gene Ontology annotation, molecular function: phosphatidic acid transfer activity. Lineage: Eukaryota; Metazoa; Porifera; Homoscleromorpha; Homosclerophorida; Plakinidae.